AUUUCAAAGAAAUCUAUACGUCCAUCUCCUUUAUUAUCAUAGAUCAAGAUGCCUCGUCAGUUCUUCGUUGGUGGAAACUUCAAGAUGAACCCGGGCUCGCGGGAGCAAAAGCAGGCUCUCGUGAAAGUGCUCAACGAGGCUAACAUAGACGGUUCAACCGAGGUUGUCAUCGCACCCCCAUCGUUGUACCUCAUUCCUCUCAAGGAGAUCGUCAGGAAGGACAUUCAAGUAGCCGCACAAAACUGCUACGUCAAGAACUCAGGAGCAUUCACUGGAGAGAUCAGCCCGGUGCAACUCGUCGAUGCAGGCAUACCCUAUGUUAUUCUCGGUCACUCUGAGCGUCGCACAUUGUUCCACGAGACCUCAGAGCUGGUCGCGCAAAAGACGCGUGCGGCCAUUGACGCAUCCCUCAAAAUAAUCCUUUGCGUCGGCGAAACUCUCCAGGAGCGCGAAGCUGGCGAGACCGCCAUCGUGGUUCAGAAACAGCUCCAAGCCGCCGUCGACCUCCUCAAGGAGUCGGACUACAGCCAAAUCGUGGUGGCUUACGAACCCGUCUGGGCCAUCGGAACUGGCAAAGUGGCUACGUCUGCUCAAGCCCAGGAAGCACACGCCGAUAUUCGUUCGUACCUCGCCAAGGCUGUAUCGCCUGCCGUGGCAGAGAGCACUAGGAUCAUCUACGGUGGAAGUGUGACAGCUGCCAACUGCAAAGAACUUUCUACCCAGCCUGACGUGGAUGGUUUCCUCGUUGGGGGAGCAUCGCUGAAGCCUGAGUUCGUCGACAUCAUCAAUGCCAAAAAGAACUGAUUGGCGUAGAAGACAGAGGGGGGAAAGACAAUGACAGUAUCUGAUGUGAGUGUGAUCACAGUAUACUGGUAAGAAGUCGAUGUAUAGAAGCGACUCUGUACUUGUUUACGGCUGGGUUGCAUAAUCCAUUUUUGUCUCGACUACUUUUCUCUGUU
This is a messenger RNA of Serpula lacrymans var. lacrymans S7.9, 959 nucleotides long. RefSeq lists its product as uncharacterized. The transcript has 7 exons. Gene Ontology annotation, cellular component: cytosol. NCBI's taxonomy places the organism in Eukaryota, Fungi, Basidiomycota, Agaricomycetes, Boletales, Serpulaceae. Gene Ontology annotation, molecular function: triose-phosphate isomerase activity. The coding region runs from base 49 to 804 and encodes 251 amino acids. The record is from RefSeq and is a predicted model, not a curated record. Gene Ontology annotation, biological process: glycerol catabolic process; gluconeogenesis; glyceraldehyde-3-phosphate biosynthetic process.